Molecule: messenger RNA, 1613 nt
Organism: Bombina bombina (fire-bellied toad)
Lineage: Eukaryota; Metazoa; Chordata; Amphibia; Anura; Bombinatoridae
Product: protein-glutamine gamma-glutamyltransferase E-like
Exons: 5
Coding region: 197-916 (239 amino acids)
Biological process (GO): peptide cross-linking
Molecular function (GO): protein-glutamine gamma-glutamyltransferase activity
Source: RefSeq, a predicted model, not a curated record
UUCUGCAGGAGCAUGGGGGAAGGAGCUGGGCUGGCACUGUGCUGUCUCUGACUGACCAUCUUCAACUAAAGUGUCUGUCUGGCAGUGGCACAGAAAGACCGGCCCGUGAUAGAGAAGAGAAAAUCAUCAUCUGAUUCUGGGGUUUCUCCUGGAAAAACAUCCAUAGGACAUAUUGCUGCCGGUAUUUUCUGGAAUCAUGACAGAAAUGUUAAGCCAAAUGUGUAAAUCACUCACUGAUGACAUCAAAUUAUGUGGACAAUUUAAGAUAACCGGCGCUCGAGAAGUUGGGAAAGAUAUAAACCUUAUUCUAGUGAUCACAAACAAGACAGAUAAGGCAAACAAAUUAAAUGUUAAAAUUAAAGCUUUUUCAAUCCUGUACACAAAGAAAGAAAUGAAUGAGCUCCUGAAUGAAAGUAGAGACCUUUGCCUUGGCAGCAAUGAAGAAAAGGAAAUUCCAGUGACUAUAGCAUAUGUUCAAUAUGAAGAUCUUCUGACUGCAGAUAAUACAGUUGAGGUCACAGCAAUAUGUUCUACUGAAAACAACGAGACCAUGAUUGCACAGACAAAUGUUGUCCUAGAAAAUCCAAAAAUUGAAAUAAAGCUUCAGGGGCAGGCCAAGGUGAACUUACCCGUGACUGCAAAUGUUAUUUUUACAAAUCCACUGAAUAAAGAAGUACGUGAUAUUGUCGUCAUUGCAGAAGGGAGCGGCUUGAUAAAAGAUCCGAUUACAAUAAAGGCUGGAAAUGCAAAACCAAAGGAAGCUGUCACAGUUCCUAUCAUUAUGACACCAUACAAGUCAGGCUGCAGACAUCUAUUGGUCGACUUGACAUGUAACAAGUUUUUCAAUAUUAAAGGCUAUCUGGAAAUAAAAGUGCAUGAGGAAGAAGAAGACAAUUCUGCUCCUAAGCAAAGCUAAUAUUAUAUAUUCUAUUUUUUGUUGUUGUGAGCUUUGCAUUUCAUCUAGUAGCAAUGAGAAAAAACAGACUAUAGUUUUGCAUUCACUUUCAAAUUGUAUGAUAAACGUUUACCAAGAAUGUUUGGUAGUUCACUGCCAAGGUCUAAUUUAAACGGUAAUAAAAGUAAAAAAAAAUGUCUCUAAUGUAUUGUAAUUGUUAAAAUGUUGCUUGCAUAAAAAACAUGUUUUUAACCCCCGCAAAGUGUUUAAACGCAUAGUUAAAGUCAGCUCCAGAGAAGCAAUUAACUUCUAGAAGCUAGCUGAACACAAAUGGUGAGCUAAUGACAACAGUUAAAUGUGUCAAGCCACCAAUCACCAACUAGCUGACAGCAGUGCAUUGCUGCUCCUAAGCCUAACUCUGUGGGACUGAUAUUCAAAAGCUCGCCGCUCAGGUGAGAUACUCUAAGACAUCUCGUCAGUAUGGAGAGGUCCCUAAAAAAAAAAUGUUAGAAACACAAAUUUUAAUUUGAAAGCUUUUUAUAUCACUAUGCAGGGUUCUUGAUGUGAAGGAGACACCUACAUUACAAGGUUUAAAAAAAAAUCCCAAAGAUGUUGCAUGAUUUCUUUCCAUGCAGGCAAGCUUUUGCAUAUCAGGCCCUGUAUGUUUUUCAAUAAAUGAUGCCAAAACAAUAAAGCAAAUUUGAUCAUUUACUCUAAA